GUCAUAUUUUUUUACUUAUAGGGUAGUAAUAGCCGUUUCUCCACAAAUUAAUGCUGCUCGCGCUGCUCUCGUGUCGUCGUCAAUUGGCUUCACUGACUGAGCCCGCCACCUGUUCGACGAAAUGCCGCACUGCGAAAGAACGACUCCCGUCCUUCUGUAACUCCAUCAUCCGCUCCGCCAUUGAGAAAGGCUCUCCCACAAAUGCCUUCCUCGCUUUCAAAUCCCUGCAUGCAUGCGGCGCCCUCCGGCCGGACCACCGCACCCUCGCCCUACUCCUCCAAGCCUCCACCAUCUCUCCCCACCUCUCCAACGCAUCUGAAGUCCACGUCUGGUUCAUUAAACUCGGCCUCCAAUGGCUCAGCUCUCGUUCGCCUCUUCUCUUUCAGCUUUAUCUCUCCAGGGAUCUUUUGACCGAUGCCCUGCAACUGCUCGACGAAAUUCUUGACAAAGACCCCGACCCCUUCCAUGGGAAUUUACUGAUCAUGAGUUUUCUGCGAAAGGAAGACAUUGACAGCUCCUACAAGGUGUUCAACAGAAUGCCCGUGCGGGAUAAGAUCUCGUGGAACUCCAUGAUCACUGCCGCGGUUAGGAGCUCGCGACCUCUGGAGGCCUUGAGUCUCUACAGACGGAUGAUGCUCGCCGGCGUUGAGCCGGACUGCUUCUCUUUCUCAACAGCUCUGUCCGCCUGUGCUCGUGCCGGCGCGCUGCGCAACGGCCAGCAGAUUCACCAGCUGAUGACCGAGAAAGAAACUGGUUUUGAAUCCAACCCUUUUCUUUGCUCGGCUCUAAUCGACAUGUAUUCCAAGUGCGGAAAGAUCGAUAUCGCUCGACGCAUCUUUGAUUCAGUAAAGAGAUUCUCCCUCUCCGUUUCUAUCUGGAAUGCCAUGAUCACUGGUCUGGCCAUCCAUGGACGUGGGUCAGAAGCUCUCCAGGUGUUCUGUUCAAUGACCAAAGAAGCUAUUUUUCCUGACAAAAUCACCUUCGUAGGGAUCCUAACCGCAUGUAGCCAUUGCGGCAUGGUAAAAGAAGCUCGCUUCUACUUCGAUUCGAUGCAGCGAGAUUUCUCCAUCAAGCCACAACUGGAACACUACGGAGCCAUGGUUGACGCCCUGGCGCGUGCCGGGCAACUGGACGCCGCCUACGAGAUCAUAAAGGACAUGCCAUUUGCACCAGAUUCUGCAAUUUGGCGAGCUUUGCUCGGAGCUUGUCGAAGGAACGGCCGUUGGGAUGUUGCAGAGAUGUUGAUGGGGAAGAUGAAGCGGUGCCACAGUGGGGAUUAUGUACUCCUCUCGAGCAUCUACUCGUCGGCUAAGGAUUGGGAGAAGGCUGAGGGAGUGUGGAGAGUGAUGAAGGAGAACGGAGUGCGGAAGGGGAAGGGAUUGAGCUGGGUGGAGGUGGAUGGCAGAGUUCUGCAGUUCAAGGCCGGAGACCGAUCGCGCCGCACUUCCGACGACAUUUAUAGGGUGUUAGGGGAGCUGAUGGGGAGAGCUAAGGAGGAAGGAUACGUGCCGAACACUGAAGUGGCGACGAAAGAUGUUUCUGAGGAAGAAAAGGAGGAAACUUUGAGCAGUCACAGUGAGAAGCUUGCUGUGGCUUAUUGUGUGAUGAGUAAUGGAGGGGAGGGAGUGGAAGAUAUUCGGGUUUCGAAGAACCUGCGGACUUGCUGGGACUGCCAUGAGUGGAUGAAGGUGGUCUGUACGGUGUUGGGGCGGGUGAUCAUUGUCCGGGAUAGGAUUAGGUUCCACAGGUUUGAGAAUGGGGCUUGCUCUUGUGGGGACUAUUGGUGAUUAGGGUGAGUAUUAUUGUUCACUUUCUGAAGGAAAUAGUUGGUAUAUGUAACAUAAUGUACUUCUGGAUACAUGGACUUCAGCUCUUUUGUUGAAG
Messenger RNA from Phalaenopsis equestris, 1884 nucleotides. RefSeq names its product pentatricopeptide repeat-containing protein At5g50990. Lineage: Eukaryota; Viridiplantae; Streptophyta; Magnoliopsida; Asparagales; Orchidaceae. Gene Ontology annotation, molecular function: zinc ion binding; RNA binding; protein binding. The record is from RefSeq and is a predicted model, not a curated record. Gene Ontology annotation, biological process: RNA modification. Bases 51 to 1787 code for a protein of 578 amino acids. The transcript has a single exon.